Molecule: messenger RNA, 1321 nt
Organism: Callorhinus ursinus (northern fur seal)
Lineage: Eukaryota; Metazoa; Chordata; Mammalia; Carnivora; Otariidae
Source: RefSeq, a predicted model, not a curated record
AUGCUGGGUGCCACGCUCCUGCUGCUGGCCCUGCUCCCCGGGGCCGCCACCUUGCCCAGCGGACCGCCUGGGGCAGCGCGACCUGCUUCGUGUCACCCUUUCUCCCCGCCAGCGCCCCCAUUCCCCGCGGCGCCCGGGCCCUGGCUGCGCCGACCCCUUUUCAGUCUGGAGCUGUCGGACGCGGAGGACGCCUUCCCGCGCCGCGCGGGGCCGCUCGAGGUCCCGGCCGACAGCCGCGUGUUCGUGCAGGCGGCCCUGGCCCAUCCGUCUCCGCGCUGGGGCCUGGUCCUGCACCGCUGCUCGGUGACACCGUCCUCGCGCCCGGCCCCGGGGCCCGCCCUGGAGCUGCUGCGCGGGGGCUGCCCCGCCGACUCCUCGGUCGUCCUCCCACCGCCGCCGCCGCCGCGCCCGGGUGCUGCCGGGCCCGCGCGCUUCAGCUUCCGCCUGCGCCCGGUCUUCAACGCCUCGGUGCAGUUCCUGCACUGCCAGCUGAGCCGCUGCCGCCGCCUCCGGGGAGCCCGCCGGACACCUACGCCUCUGACGCUGCCACCGCCAUCGCUGUGUCUGCCUCAGGAUGAGGCGUGCGCGGGCGCCGGCAGCGACGAGAGCCUGGGUGCCGACAGCGCCCACCUGCACACGCUGACGCAGCCCAUCGUGGUCACAGUGCCGCGGCCACCCCCCAGGCCAUCCAAGGGCGUCCCCGGCAGAGCCGUGCGCCCCGAGCCUCCCGACCCGGCCCCGGCGGCCCUGGAGCCUGCGCCCGUGGUGGCGCUGGUGUUGGCUGCCUUCGUGCUGGGCGCCGCGCUGGCCGCCGGGCUCGGCCUCGUCUGUGCGCAUUCAGGUACCAAGCUCCGCCCGCUGGGACUUCCGCCCGGCCCCCAGCCUAUCCCCGCGGGUCGGGACCCCGGGUCGCCGCGACCCAGCCAGUGGAGCCCCGACCAUCCCCAGACCUGCCUGCGCUACGCCCGCGGCAGCCCCCAGGGGGCGCCCUUGCCCCGGCCCAGUGCGCAGCAACCCCUAGUGCUCCGCAGCCUGCCUCUCCUUUCCAGCGCCCCCAACCCCCGGUCCGGCCCCGAGGGACUCGCCCAGCGGCCCCCAGCCCAGGAGGCCCCAGUGAGGCAGCCCCUCCGCAGGGAUGGCGCACCCCCAGCAAGGUCCCGAGACACACCAGCCACGGCCUCGAACCAGGCCCGCCAGGACUGCACCGGCCGCGGCCGACCUCGGACCCGACGGGACCACUGUCUCUGCUCCGAACCCUCCCGCCCCCGCUGCGCUCCUCCACGCACCCUCCCACCUGGGCUCAAAAUAAACAUCUGAUCUG